This is a messenger RNA of Trypanosoma brucei brucei TREU927, 1440 nucleotides long. RefSeq lists its product as hypothetical. Lineage: Eukaryota; Euglenozoa; Kinetoplastea; Trypanosomatida; Trypanosomatidae. Bases 1 to 1440 code for a protein of 479 amino acids. Gene Ontology annotation, molecular function: mRNA binding. The transcript has a single exon. The record is from RefSeq and is a predicted model, not a curated record. Gene Ontology annotation, biological process: intracellular mRNA localization. Gene Ontology annotation, cellular component: ribonucleoprotein complex; endoplasmic reticulum; nuclear outer membrane-endoplasmic reticulum membrane network.
AUGAGCAAGACAGAGACGGCACCUGAAGCUGCGCCCGCGCCGACGGAAAGGCGUCCUCAACCGCGGUGGAUGACAGCUCCGGGGGCGCCUCCGAGACCAGAUGUAAUGGAGCACCGAACCAAGAUGAAAGCACUUUCGCAGGAGAAAGGGGCUCUUAUCGCCCAAAUCAAGGAGCUACGUGCUUCGUUGGGACCAAAAAGUGAGCCUGACAAGGAGCGCGACGAGAUCCGACAGAGGCUCAAGGAGCUUGAUGACAAACGGAAGGCUGAACAAGAAAUGCGCUCCAAAAAGUCAGAGGAGAUUAUUGAAGUAAGGAAGAAACACGACGAGUACGUGAAGAAACUCCGCUCUCUGACAGAUGACCUGGGCGGCUUUAAAAGCGUGGAGGAGUUCGACGAGGCCAUCGAGUACAUGACGAAAAAAAUGGAGACAAGUGGCGGUGGACUCGCCGCCGAGAAGCGCAUCAUGCGACAAAUAGGCCAACUUGAGGAUGCUAAACGGUACUUGCAGGAGCUGCAGCCUGUUUCCGAGGCCAUCGCGGAGGCAAAGCACUGCGAGGCGACGUUGCAACGUGAGAUCCAAGAAAUUAACGAGCGCAUUCGGGGUCUCAAUGAAGAAUACAAGGGACAACGAUCAACCAAAAUGGAGAAAGAUGACAAAAUGAGGAGCACUGGGGCGAAUCGGCAGGAAGUAUUCAAAAAGUGUGAUGAGAUCAGCGCAAAGAUCACCAGUAUUACCAAGGAAAUGAACGCACUUUCUGAGGACUUCCAGAAGGCAAUGGAGGUGUGGAAGUCGUGGUGUGAUGAAGCCCGCGCUAAGCACAUGGCCAAAAUGGAGGAAGUGCGCAAGGAACGCCACCGCAGGUUCCUGGAACGAAAGAAUGCCCCCAAGUUGGCGGAGAAGCGUGAGCGUGCGCUGCGUCGCAUGAACCCAUACGAGGUGGAAAUCGCGGCAUGCGACACCCUUCUACAGUAUUUGAGGGACCAAAAGAUUAUGGUUCAACGCGAGAAUGAGGAGCGGGCCAGGAGGGAGGCAGCGGCAAACUUUGACCCAGCGGAGUUUGCCCCAGAAGGUGCCGUGGUCUUGAACGAUGGCAUGAGUCAUCAGAACGGAGGCGACAGCAAGAAGCAGAAGCAACAAGCCAAUAAAGCAAAGAGGGAUUCGGCGCCGAAACCGCGAGUCAUCAAGCAUAGUGAAGAGAAGUUGGAAUUGUUCAAGCUUGUUGACGAGCAGCCACCGAGGUUCCUGGAAGACAUUGGUGGAAUCAUGGAAAAUAUCCGUGCCAAACUGAAGGAGUACUCCAGUCACAUCAAAACAGGCGAACCAGAACUCUCCAGCGAUGACGAGGAGGAUGAGGAGAAGAAAGAGCAAGAAGGUGAGGAAGAGGCAGUCGCUAAAGAAGAUGAAACCAAUGAGGGAGAGGGGGAGGAUUUUGCGUAA